This is a messenger RNA of Xylaria bambusicola, 1787 nucleotides long. Its product is annotated as WD40-repeat-containing domain protein. Bases 109 to 1596 code for a protein of 495 amino acids. NCBI's taxonomy places the organism in Eukaryota, Fungi, Ascomycota, Sordariomycetes, Xylariales, Xylariaceae. The transcript has a single exon. The record is from RefSeq and is a predicted model, not a curated record. Gene Ontology annotation, molecular function: protein binding.
AGAGUUUCGAAGCGACUUCAUCGACGGAGACCUAUUCUACUCUGCCCUGUCUGUUUUCUAUCUCUUCUCGCCAUACGCACAAACGCCAAGCAACCGUCUUAGCCCGUCAUGUCUGCCCCUCAUCAAGACGACAUGGACGAUGCGCCCGAGAUGCUCGACGUCGAUGAUGCGCUGGAAGAGGUCGAGGAUGUAGAGGGCGAUAUUGCGAUGGACUCUGACGACGACGAGCCCAUAGAGAUCAACAUCCACAACGACAGCGUCGCAUACUUCGACGCACACAAAGACUCUGUAUUCGCCAUUGCCCAGCACCCCACACAGCCGACCUUGAUCGCAACCGGUGGAAGCGAGGGUGAAGGGGAUGAUGCCCCAGGGAAAGGCUAUGUCUUCGACACGAGCCCCGUUGUUGGCCGACCCGUCCUGCCCCCGAGCUACAACGCCGACCCCAGUGCGCCACAGCAGAAGAGCAUCGGGCUCCAGCCAACUUUCACCAUCGAGGGCCACACCGAUUCCAUCAACGCACUAGCCUUUACGUUGCCUCGUGGCGAGUUCUUGGUAUCGGGCGGGCUAGAUGGUCGCUUGCGCGCUUAUCAGCUGUCGAUCGAUGCGCGAAACAAAGCAUCCUUCAAGUUCGUAGCCGAAUCACAAGAGGUACCCGAGAUCAACUGGCUCGCACCUUGUCCAGUGCCCCCCAACUCCGAGUUAGCCGUAGCAAACACGAUUGCGCUAGGAGCUUCCGACGGCUCCGUAUGGGUCUACACGAUUGAUCCCACCGAUGCCUCAAACCCACUUCAGAUUGUCCAGAGCUAUUUUCUGCAUACUGAGUCGUGUACUGCUGGUGCAUGGUCGCCGGAUGGCAAGUUUCUCGCCACAGUCUCCGAAGACAGCUCUCUUCAGGUUUGGGACGUCUGGGGCGAGGCCGCAGCCAAGGGUCUUACUAACGAUAAUGGGCAAACUGUUGUCUCGCUGAAUAGCUCUGACCAGCGGUUUGCCGUUGAAGGUGGAUUGUACUCCGUCGCCAUCGACCCAAAAACAUCUUUCGUCGCAGUUGGCGGCGCAGGAGGUGCCAUUAAGAUUAUCGGUCUACCACGCUUAGGUGUCGAUAGCAAUCCAGCUUCUAGUAAGCAAAGCAAGCCGAAAGCGAAGGGUGCUGAUGCGGGAGGCAGCCAAGGUGGUACAAUUCUAGCAGACUUGCACACUCAAGGCGAUGGUAUUGAGACCCUCAGUUUCUCGCCUAGCAACCCACUACUUGCCGCCGGUAGCGUCGACGGUAGCAUCGUCAUCUAUGAUACAUCACGCCGCUUUGCCGUGAGGAGACACAUCAAAGAUGCCCAUGAUGAAUUCAGUGUUGUUAAAGUCGACUUUGUCACGGGUCUCGGUGACGGCUGGCUGCUAACAAGUUGUGGCAUGGACGGUGUCGUCCGGCGAUGGGAUGUUCGCGGCGCAGCUGGUACCUCAACGGAGAGCAUGGUGAAGGAAUGGAAGGGUCAUCGUGGCGAUGGCGAAGGUGGCGGCGUAUUAGGGUUUGUUCAGGGUAGCACAGGUGAACGGAUAGUAACGGCAGGUGAUGAUGGUAUCGUUCUGGUGUUUGAGGCCUAGGAAGUCUGAAAUAUCACUACGUUUUAAUCAUUCCCACACCUUUAAUAUUCAAAGCGCAUUGGACAACAGGGGGAUGCUGUGCGGUCCAUCCUUAUUGUGGAUUGGCGUUAUGUGAUGGUAUUAUGCAUGCCAAUCAUCCCGACAUUUAACUCCUAGAAUUGUUCUGGUGAUCUCACGAUAUUACAGCUACA